CUUAUCUGUCAAGAAGCCGUUCUCCCCUCAGCUUCCCCACUGUCCCCAGGGCCUCGAGCACUACAUCUCCAGAGCUCUCCCUGUCCAGCCACCAUGACAGGCACGCCUGUGGAGGAAUCCCUCUUCCAAAUCAUCCGCUGCUACCACCAGUAUGCGGCCCGGGAGGGGGACGUGGAGACGCUGUCCCUGGAGGAGUUGAAGGCUCUGCUUAUGGACAGUGUACCCUGCUUCGUGGAGAGCCUGGUGUGUGAGGGCCGGAAGGAGCCCUACUACAUCUCAGAGCUGUUCCGGGCUGCUGACAAGAACAAGGACGACCAGAUCUGCUUUGACGAGUUCCUCUUCGUCCUGGGCCGGCUGGUGAGGGACUACCACCUGCGGUACCACCGGCGGCGGCUUGCCGGCUACUGUGCCCAGCACGGCCUCCGCUAGCAGCGUCUGCCCGAGGGGCCUGCCUGGGAGCAGAUGGAGAGCAUGUAUGUGCAGCCGACAGCUGUGAGGGAAGAGAAUAAAGCAACCCCAUGAAUGUG
Molecule: messenger RNA, 527 nt
Organism: Hyaena hyaena (striped hyena)
Lineage: Eukaryota; Metazoa; Chordata; Mammalia; Carnivora; Hyaenidae
Product: protein S100-A15A-like
Exons: 2
Coding region: 94-429 (111 amino acids)
Cellular component (GO): cytoplasm
Molecular function (GO): transition metal ion binding; calcium ion binding
Source: RefSeq, a predicted model, not a curated record